Molecule: messenger RNA, 505 nt
Organism: Ctenocephalides felis (cat flea)
Lineage: Eukaryota; Metazoa; Arthropoda; Insecta; Siphonaptera; Pulicidae
Gene: SmF
Product: small nuclear ribonucleoprotein F
Exons: 3
Coding region: 201-467 (88 amino acids)
Biological process (GO): spliceosomal snRNP assembly; mRNA splicing, via spliceosome
Cellular component (GO): U1 snRNP; catalytic step 2 spliceosome
Molecular function (GO): RNA binding
Source: RefSeq, a predicted model, not a curated record
UCUCUUCAUUUAUCUAUGGUGUAGGUUAUCAUUUGCCGGCAUUUAAGGAAUUAUAAGUAGAUAUUAAAAAAAAUCUUAUAAAGUAAAUAAACAAAUCUUUGUUAUAGCAUAACGAAAAACGUGGUUCGCAUUUAUUUAUAUAUAAUCAAACAUCGAAUUUCGAAGAAGACUUUGGCAAAGCUAUAAAAUAUCUCAAAAAAAUGUCUGCCGCUAUGCCAAUUAAUCCAAAGCCAUUUUUAAAUGGUAUGACAGGGAAGCCUGUCAUGGUAAAAUUGAAGUGGGGCCAUGAAUAUAAAGGAUUUUUAGUUUCUGUCGAUGGAUACAUGAAUAUUCAAUUGGCAAAUGCAGAAGAACAUAUAGAUGGUCAAUCAACAGGUAGUUUGGGAGAAAUUUUAAUCCGAUGCAACAAUGUUCUUUAUGUGAGAGGCAUUGAAGAAGAAGAUGAAGAAGGGGAGAUGAAGGAUUGAUUUUUAAGCUAUUUUAUUGUAUUUUUAAGAUUAUCUAG